Molecule: messenger RNA, 1152 nt
Organism: Phytomonas sp. EM1
Lineage: Eukaryota; Euglenozoa; Kinetoplastea; Trypanosomatida; Trypanosomatidae
Source: the annotation of a GenBank genome assembly
AUGCGACGUGUCGAGGCUGGUUUGCAGCGUGGUGGCGCUGACAUCGCACUAGGCAACAUGCUUGCAGACAUUCAGGAAGAGCUUCUUGCGCAGUAUGGCCAGCCUCAACAUCUAUCAUUCCUUGGUCUUUUGGCCACCGGAGGGCCAGACAGCACGUCCUUUGUCCCACCUCGCCAGUGCCCACCCGUGAGCAAGCGAAAGCGUAGAGAUAAGCCGCUGAAAAGGAGCCGAACAACUGAAGUGCAGUUCGAAGCAGAAGACGGCUUACCGCUGUCAUCAUCUUCCUGCGGGCGGUACUUCGCGGCGGGAUGUCAGGAGGAGGGAGGGGAGAAGAGCACAGAGGCACAUUCUCAAAAAAGUAACACCUUGCAUGACUGGUGUAGCCGCCUCUCACGGGCUCCUCGUAUGCCGCGCAUGGAGGGCGCUGCACUCGUUCAUUGGACACAGGAUGACUGGGCCUGUGCUCUGCACCCAAUGGGUGAGCUGGGACCCUACUUGAAGUCUACCUCAGCUCCGUUCUCAGGGUUGGUGCAUGGGGCUCAACCAGCGACACCAGCGGUGCCUGGUCUUCAACCAACCACCGAAACUUCUGGAUUGGAGACGACCAGCGGUGAUCAAGGUGAUGCAGGCGCCCCGACAGUAAAGCACAGUGCCACCGCCAACGACGUAUUGGUGUCUCCGCAAUUUGACCCAGCGGUGGUGGUCAACUAUGUAAAGUGCCGCUGUGCUGAGUUGCCAAUGCGGUUGCGACUGGAGGCCUUGCAAAUGCGCCGCCAUGAGCACCUGCUUCGUCAGCACAUGCAGGAACUAAUCCGGUUCUCUGAGUUCCUGACGUUGUGUGGGGCGGUGCCAUCCGGCGCCACAUGGGAGAACACUACCGGCGGCUCGGCCGGUUCGAACUCUAGCGGACCGAGCAAGGCAUCUCUUUGCCCAUUUGCUAAGGCUUCUUCACUGCCUCCUGGGUACAUGGACGCGGCAAAAAGGGACGGUGUUGAAGGCCUCCAGUUGUUAUCACGAUGCUUUCAACGUGUAGCAGAAUUAGAACGACUCGUGACGCUGGACAGUACGAAUAAAGUCUUGUGCGCUGAACGCAUGGUCUUGCUUAGCGCCACGACUCUGGCGGCUGCUCGCCGAGUUGACUUGAAUAUUUGA